AUGGAGAAAUACAGCCAGUUCCGCGAUCGCGGAUCUGGCAUCUCGCCCUUUAUUCCCUCUUCGACGCCGAGUUCGACUCUCUCUUCGCUCUUACAUACAGCUCUCUUCCUCUUCCGACUACCGCUUUUCCUGUCGUACAGCGCCUUAUUCUUCAUCUUCCUCGACAACCUACCUUCUUUCCUCGUUCCGCAGGUCAUUCGUAAACUGCUGUUAUGGACGUUCCUUGGUAUACCGGGUAUUUGGUGGGUGGAUCUGCAGCUCGACGGUGUCAAGCGUGGCUCUCUUUCGCAGCAGCCGAGCUCUCGCUUUCCGGGAAAUUCUAGCCGUUCUGUCAUUGCAGCACAGUUUACGAGCCCUAUCGACGCUCUCUACCUCGCCGCCAUCUUCGACCCUAUAUUUACCAUCUCGUUCCCGGGUACACGUAAGGUCCAGCGUGUUUCCCUCUUGCGCGGUAUCCUGCUUGCCCUCUUGCCACCAGCACUAUCUCCGCCGUCUCCUAAAAACUUAACCACCUUGCGUGCACUCGUAGAGCAAAACCCGCACCGUGUUAUCGCCGUCUUCCCCGAGAUGAGCACUACAAACGGCAAGGGAAUCCUUCCGUUUUCCCCGUCUUUGCUAUCCGCGCCUGCCGAUGCACAGAUCUUCCCCGUCAGCAUACGGUACACACCGCCCGAUAUUACAACCCCUGUCCCGGGUGCUUAUAUUUCCUUCCUAUGGAAACUCCUCAGCCGUCCUACGCAUCUUAUUCGGGUGCGCAUCGCUGAAGGUGUGACUAACAACUCUGCCGCGGCGACGAACGGGGAUGGACCAGCGAACGGAAUCCCGGAUAAAACCGGCGAUGAGGUGGACGGCGAAUAUCUCACGUCUGAAGAACGGGCGUUGCUCGAUAAGGUCGCCGAUGAUCUAGCGCGGCUCGCGCGCAACAAGAGAGUCGGCUUGACGCUACGGGAUAAAGCAGCAUUUGUCUCGGCCUGGAAUAAAGGCAAAAAAUGA
Messenger RNA from Daldinia childiae, 993 nucleotides. RefSeq names its product putative lysophosphatidic acid:oleoyl-CoA acyltransferase. The record is from RefSeq and is a predicted model, not a curated record. Lineage: Eukaryota; Fungi; Ascomycota; Sordariomycetes; Xylariales; Hypoxylaceae. The transcript has 2 exons. Bases 1 to 993 code for a protein of 330 amino acids. Gene Ontology annotation, molecular function: acyltransferase activity.